CAACUCAUCACCUCACUGCACUACUCCUUCCUCCAAUUCCAAUUCCAAUUCAAUCCGAUCAAAAAGUAAAAAUGUCUUCACACCAGCAGCAGCAGCCGCUUCUGGAAGAAGAGGAGCGAGCCUACGAAGCCGACAACAUAGUCCACAUUCACGACGAUGACGACGGCGGCCAUGAAUACUCGCCAUUCUCCUGGAGAAAGCUGUGGCUCUUCACGGGGCCUGGCUUCCUCAUGAGCAUCGCCUUCCUUGAUCCCGGCAACCUCGAGGGCGAUCUCCAAUCCGGCGCCAUCGCCGGCUACUCCCUCCUCUGGCUCCUCCUCUGGGCCACCGCCAUGGGCCUACUGGUCCAGCUCCUCGCCGCGCGCCUCGGCGUCGUCACCGGAAGGCACCUGGCCGAGCUCUGCCGCCAGGAGUAUCCUGAUUGGGCCAGGCUGCUGCUGUGGAUCAUGGCUGAGCUCGCACUCAUCGGCGCCGAUAUUCAGGAGGUUAUUGGCAGCGCGAUUGCGAUUAACAUUCUCAGCCGCGGCCUUCUUCCUCUUUGGGCCGGUGUCAUUAUCACCGCCCUCGAUUGUUUCGUCUUCUUGUUUCUGGAGAAUUAUGGUGUGAGGAAACUGGAAGCGCUUUUUGCAGUGCUUAUAGCAACCAUGGCGAUCUCCUUUGCUUGGAUGUUUGGCGAAACAAAACCUGAUGGUCGCGAGCUUUUGAUCGGUAUCUUGGUUCCGAAGCUGAAUUCGAGUACCAUAAAGCAGGCCGUGGGAGUGGUGGGCUGUGUCAUCAUGCCUCACAACGUUUUCUUGCACUCAGCCCUCGUGCAGUCGAGAGAAGUAGACAAUCGCAAGAUAGGCAGAGUGCGCGAAGCUCUCAAGUACUACUCCAUUGAAUCCAGCAUUGCUCUGGCCAUCUCAUUCAUGAUCAAUUUAUUUGUUACAACAGUUUUCGCAAAGGUGUUUUAUGGCACGGAAGAAGCGAAGACUAUUGGACUCGUGAAUGCAGGGCAGUAUCUCGAGGAGAGGUAUGGUGGAGGGCUGGUCCCCAUUUUGUACAUAUGGGCUAUCGGUGUGCUCGCUGCCGGACAGAGCAGCACCAUAACCGGCACAUAUGCCGGCCAGUUCAUUAUGGGAGGGUUUCUGAAUUUGCGAAUGAAGAAGUGGAUAAGGGCACUAAUAACACGAAGCUGCGCCAUCAUCCCUACUCUGAUUGUUGCGCUUAUUUUUGACACAUCCAAUGCCUCGUUGGACAUUCUAAAUGAAUGGCUUAACGUGCUGCAGUCAGUUCAAAUCCCGUUUGCUCUAAUUCCUCUCCUUUGCCUGGUGUCCAAGGAGGAACUCAUGGGCUAUUUCAAAAUCGGGACUCUUCUUCAGACUGUAUCGUGGAUGGUGGCAGCUCUGGUGAUCUUGAUCAACGGGUAUCUUCUGGUGGACUUCUUCUCGUCUGAACUGACCGGGGUGUUGUUCACGAGUAUAGUUACUGCUUUCUCAGCUGCAUAUGUUUCCUUCAUAGUGUAUCUUGUGAUGAGGAGUGCAAGCUUUUCGAGUUUGUGGACAAGAGCCAAGACGACUUGGGGCUCGUAAUCAUUCUUCUCUCAACCAUUCACAAGCUAUGCUAUAGCAGAUUGACCGGGCAGCGCCAGAACAAUAACAUCCAUGAUGCCGGAGCAUAAGCCUUCCGAUCGUAACCCUUGUGAAAAGGAAGCAACUUAUAAAGAGAGGAAUCGAUGCCCAAAGCAGCCUUGUGUUGUAUCUAUUGCUAGGUUAAUGUUAAUUACCCAAAUGCUUUUGGCAUAAUCUUACAAAGUGUUGUUAGUCUACUGUUAUUAA
Salvia hispanica is the source of this 1817-nucleotide messenger RNA. Its product is annotated as metal transporter Nramp3-like. Lineage: Eukaryota; Viridiplantae; Streptophyta; Magnoliopsida; Lamiales; Lamiaceae. Gene Ontology annotation, cellular component: vacuolar membrane. Gene Ontology annotation, molecular function: manganese ion transmembrane transporter activity; cadmium ion transmembrane transporter activity. The record is from RefSeq and is a predicted model, not a curated record. Gene Ontology annotation, biological process: positive regulation of reactive oxygen species metabolic process; manganese ion transport; defense response to bacterium.